Messenger RNA from Lathyrus oleraceus (garden pea), 1129 nucleotides. RefSeq lists its product as uncharacterized. The transcript has 6 exons. The record is from RefSeq and is a predicted model, not a curated record. Gene Ontology annotation, biological process: response to heat. The coding region runs from base 148 to 936 and encodes 262 amino acids. Lineage: Eukaryota; Viridiplantae; Streptophyta; Magnoliopsida; Fabales; Fabaceae.
AUACUUCUUAGAUUGAGUGACCCUACUUGUGAUUUAGAAAAAAAUCUUGUAUUAACAAAUCAAGUCCCCCUACAAAUAUAUAUGUACCACAUUCAGCAUUAUCCAUUUAUUAGCUCAAGUUUUUGAGAACCAUUAAUUAAACCAGAAAUGGAGAGUGAGUUGGUGAAACGCAGAUUUGAUAUAAUUGCAGCACACUUUGCUUCCACUGACGAGAAUGAGAUUUCACCAACCCUUCUUCUUCCUAUGAAUUGCAGUGGUAGUUUGAAUUCUGUGAUUCGAAGUGGCAAUAACAUAUAUUUUGCACGCCAAGCAUCUUCUUCCUAUGGCAAUUGUAUGCGGCACACAUCAUUUAAAAAGGGUGAGUUAACAUCUUUUGUUGCUCCAAAAUCCAAUGGUGCUAAAUGUGAAGCUCCUUCUAGUUAUGGAAGACCACCAUGUUUUGCAAGACCUGCAAGGAAGGAAUCAAAGAUUUCAAAUUCAGUAGCACAAUCAAUGACGAAGACGCAAGGCUAUGAUUUUGAUGCAUUUGGGCCGCCUACAUUUGCUAGGCCAAACAAACAGAUCAAACAAGGAGAACAGUUAAAUAAUGAGAAAAGAAUAAACCAUUCUGAAAUUGGUAUUGAGUGGUCACCUAGAAUGGAUGUUGCAGAAUCAAAAGGUAAAUAUGUUAUCAUGUUGGAAGUUCCCGGUGCGAGUGUUGGUGACAUAAGAGUGGAGGUUGAUGAUCAAAAGUUGUCUGUCAAAGGUAGACGCUCUAUUAGUUCUUGGAAAGUAGCAGGUUGUCCAAAUGGUUGUGCAGUUUCUUCAUAUCUUAAAAAAGAGAUACCAUAUGGACCAUUUGAGGUUUUGUGGCCAUUUCCUACUGCUGUGAACAAGGACAAAAUCUCAGCUGAAUUUUUGGAUGGAUUUCUCCAAAUUAUAAUUCCUAAAGUUUGAAGCUCAAUACAAUUGAUCAGUGAUGUAGCAGCAGUGGCAAUGUUCUGCAUAUAGAUAUGCUAUUUCUUCUUUAUGUGCUAUAUGACUAAUCAUGUAUACAUAUAUAGUAUAUAAUGUAAGUAAUAAUGAACAAAUUCUCCAUGAAUAUACAAGUAUAAAGUGAGUCAAAUAAUAAUGAACAUUUAAAAUAAAA